Molecule: messenger RNA, 1701 nt
Organism: Penicilliopsis zonata CBS 506.65
Lineage: Eukaryota; Fungi; Ascomycota; Eurotiomycetes; Eurotiales; Aspergillaceae
Exons: 2
Coding region: 1-1701 (566 amino acids)
Biological process (GO): carbohydrate metabolic process
Cellular component (GO): cell wall; vacuole
Molecular function (GO): beta-galactosidase activity
Source: RefSeq, a predicted model, not a curated record
AUGUCACCUAACACGGCCAUACCACAUCUGCGCCCGACAGAGACGGGGAAGCAGCUCAUUGUCCAUGGCAAGCCGUUCCUCUGUCUGGGCGGCGAGCUACAUAACUCGUCCCUCACCUCGGCCGACUACAUGGACACGGUCUGGCAGGAUCUGGUCGACACCAACUUCAACACCAUCCUGGGAUGCGUGACCUGGGAGAUGAUUGAGCGGGUGGAGGGCAAGUUCGAUUUCUCCGAGUUGGACAAGGUCAUUCUGGGCGCAAGAAAGCACGGCCUUCACCUAGUGUUGCUGUGGUUUGGUUCUUUCAAAAACGGUAGCGUUUCGACAUAUAUCCCCGGUUGGGUCAAGACCAACCCAAAACGCUUUCCGCGAGCCAAGCUGAGGAAAGCCGGUGGUGUCUUGGAGACCGCCGACGUGCUGUCGAUAUUCCACGAGGAGGCGCCCCGAGCCGAUGCCAAGGCGUUCACAGAGCUGAUGCGCCAUCUGCGAGAGUUUGACGCAGACCAUUCAACCGUGAUCAUGGUGCAGGUGGAAAAUGAAGUUGGUCUGCUGGGUGAUUCGCGUGAUGGCUCCGAGGCAGCGGAGGCCCGGUUCGCACAGCCUGUUCCCUCGGAUCUGAUCGAAUUCCUUGCCCAGGACUGGGAGAAGCUCCAUCCCGAUCUGCAAGUGAACCUGAAGUACUUCAGGGCGCAGUCGCCGGCAUCAUACGGCGGUACCUGGACGGAAGUCUUUGGAAAGGGCCCGCACACGGACGAGCUCUUCAUGGCAUACCACUAUGCGCACUUCCUGAACCAGGUUGCAGCCGCGGGCAAGGAGGAGUACCCGCUCCCACUCUUUGCAAACGUAUGGCAGAACUACGCCAACGGCAGUGGCGAGGAUAGCAGAGAUCUCCCCGUCGUGGUGGGUGGCGGGGGUCUUCCGGGCGACUAUCCUUCGGGGGGCGGGACGCCCACCGUGCUGGACUUGUGGCAGCGGUUCGCGCCUGCGCUGGACCUGAUCGCCCCGGACGUGUACCUGAACGACUACGUCGUCGAGUGCCGCAACUACCGCCACCGCAACCAGCCGUUGUUCAUCCCGGAGCAACGCCGGGAUGCGUAUGGCGCACGCCGCAUCUGGGCCGCUAUCGGCUCCUUCCAGGCGCUCGGCGUCUCGCCGUUUGGCAUCGAUUCGCAGCAGCCGGCGACGAACCCGUUCACCAAGCACUACGGCCUGCUCGCCUCGGUCGCUCCACUCGUGCUUGACGCCCAGCGUCGGCCUGGGAGCUCUGUCGGCUUCUUUUUUGACGAACUGCGCCCCGACGGUUCCGACCCGAGCAAGCCCGUCGUCGUGAUCUUCGGCGAGUAUAAGCUCACCAUCGAGCGGUGCUUUGUCUUCGGCCGUCCGGGCCCUGGCUCCGGCAUGGUCAUCCAUCAGGGCGGUGCCCGAUUCCUGCUCAUCGGCUGGGGAUUCCAGGUCCGCGCCCGCGCCCUGUCCGCGAACAGCCACUUCACGGGCAUCUUGCGUUUCGAGGAGAAGAUUGUCGUCGACCGGUCAACAGGCGAGCUGCGCACCCUGCGCGUGCUCAACGGCGACGAAAGUCACAGCGGCGUCUUUGCCAUGAUGCCCAACGAGGAUCCAGACUAUGGCAAUUUCCCCAUCUGCGUAACCAUUCCCGCGCGCACCAUGAUCGCCGAGCUAGAGCUUUACUCGUUAGAGGAGUGA